Molecule: messenger RNA, 1836 nt
Organism: Apaloderma vittatum (bar-tailed trogon)
Lineage: Eukaryota; Metazoa; Chordata; Aves; Trogoniformes; Trogonidae
Product: collagen alpha-1(IX) chain-like
Exons: 31
Source: RefSeq, a predicted model, not a curated record
AGAGGUCUCCCUGGUCCACCAGGCCCUCCAGGUCCGCCAGGGCCACCAGGAGUUCCUGGUAUUGAUGGCAUUGAUGGGGAAAGAGGUCCGAAUGGCCCUCCCGGUCCACCGGGUCCAGAUGGAGAUGCUGGCAAACCAGGAUCCCCUGGCUUGCCUGGAGAGCCAGGAGCUGAUGGAUUCACAGGACCUGAUGGCUCACGUGGAGCCACAGGACCAAAAGGACAGAAGGGUGAGCCGGGACUGCCAGGUGCUCGUGGACUUCCGGGCAAGGGGCUUCUUGGACCACCUGGUCCAGCUGGUGCAGCAGGACUUCCUGGGGAAGUAGGUCGUGCUGGUCCACCUGGAGACCCAGGAAAAAGAGGACCACCAGGGCCACCAGGGCCACCAGGUCCUCGGGGAACAAUUGGCCUGCAAGAUGGUGACCCAUUGUGCCCCAAUGCUUGUCCACCUGGCCGCCCAGGACAUGCUGGCUUAAUGGGAAUGAAGGGACAGAAAGGUUCAAAAGGAGAGUCUGGUGAACCGGGAAAACAAGGUUAUAAGGGUGAAGAAGGGGACCAAGGACCCAGUGGUGAAGUGGGAGCUCAAGGCCCUCCAGGCAUCAUAGGUAUCAGAGGUAUAACUGGUAUAAUGGGACCUAAAGGUACCAAAGGAGCCCGGGGGCUUGAUGGUGAACCUGGUCCCCAAGGCCUUCCUGGUGCACCUGGAGAUCAAGGACAGAGAGGUCCACUGGGAGAGACAGGUCCAAAGGGAGAAAGGGGGCCUCAAGGUACAAGAGGAAUUAAUGGUCUCCCUGGGCCUAAAGGAGAGCCUGGCUUACCAGGAGUCGAUGGCCGGGAAGGGAUCCCUGGAAUGCCUGGAGCAAAAGGAGAACCAGGAAAACCCGGAGCUCCAGGUGAUGCAGGGCUUCAGGGGCUGCCAGGUUUACCAGGCUCUCCAGGUGUAAAAAAAAAAUUCCUGGCCCAAAGGGUAAUAGAGGUCCCCCUGGGGUGCCAGGUUUGAUGGGAAAUUCUGGUAAACAGGGUCAGCAGGGUCCAGAGGGAGAAGCAGGUCCAACAGGACCACGAGGACCACCAGGUAGCAGAGGGGAGCCAGGUCCUGCGGGCCCUCCAGGUUUACCAGGGAAAUGGGGUCCCCAGGGUGAUAUUGGACUUCCUGGACUGCCAGGUCCUCCAGGCCUACCUGGUGGUAAGGGUGACCGGGGUUCAGUGGGUGAACCAGGACCUAAGGGUGAACAGGGUGUCCCUGGAGCAGAAGGAGAUGGAGGAGAAAAGGGUGACUUAGGCGAUAUGGGAUUACCAGGAGCAAAGGGAGCUGUGGGUAAUCCUGGAGAACCUGGUUCCCGUGGGCCUGAGGGAAGUCGAGGACUGCCUGGCAUGGAAGGGCCACGAGGCUCACCUGGACCGCGAGGUUUGCAGGGGGAACAGGGUGCCCCAGGUCUGCCGGGCAGCCAAGGCCCAGCUGGAAAAGAACCAACGGAUCAGCACAUUAAGCAGGUCUGCAUGAGAGUCAUGCAAGAACAACUAGCUCAGCUGGCAGCCAGUCUUAAGAGGCCAGAAUUUGGUGCUCCAGGUCUUCCUGGCCGACCGGGGCCACCAGGUGCUCCAGGGUCUGCUGGCGAAAACGGCUUCCCAGGACAGCUCGGUCCCCGUGGCCUGCCUGGCCUUAAAGGUCCCCCUGGUGAGAUUGGUCGUAAAGGUCCUAAAGGUGAACCAGGAGAAAGAGGAGAAAGAGGAUUUCCAGGCAGAGGAGUGAAAGGUUACCCUGGACCAAGAGGUCUUCCAGGUGAACCAGGCAAACCCAGCUAUGGCAGAGAAGGCCGCGAUGGUGACCGAGGUC